This is a messenger RNA of Colletotrichum spaethianum, 879 nucleotides long. Its product is annotated as feruloyl esterase B. Lineage: Eukaryota; Fungi; Ascomycota; Sordariomycetes; Glomerellales; Glomerellaceae. Gene Ontology annotation, molecular function: hydrolase activity. The record is from RefSeq and is a predicted model, not a curated record. The transcript has a single exon. Gene Ontology annotation, cellular component: extracellular region. The coding region runs from base 1 to 879 and encodes 292 amino acids.
AUGCAUCUCCCCAACCUCCUCCUCGCCGCCCUCCCCCUGCUGGCCCAAACCGAAGCAGCCCUUCAGCGCGUCACCAACUUCGGCUCCAACCCAACCGGUCUGACCAUGGACAUAUCCGUUCCUUCCAACUUGGCCGCCUCCCCCGCCAUUAUCCUCGCCCUCCACCCCUGCGGCGGCUCCGGGCAAGGCUACGCCAGCCAGGCCGACUACAUCUCGCUUUCCGACCAGAAGCGCACCUUCCUUGUCAUCUACCCGUCUUCCACCAAGGACUUCAAUUGCUGGGACGUCGCCAGCACCGCUACUCUCAAGCGUGACGGCGGCGGCGACUCCACGGGCCUGGCCAACAUGGUCCGGUACGCAAUUACCCGCUACGGCGCCGACCCGAAGCGCGUCUUCGUGACGGGAAGCUCUUCGGGCUGCAUGAUGACCAAUGUGCUUUCCGCCACGUACCCGGACAUGUUCGCCGCGGCUACGUGUUACUCGGGUGUGGCAGCGGGGUGUCUGGCCGGAUCACCGGGCUCGAGCCCCAUCAGCGCCGAUCCGAAAUGCGCCAACGGACAAGUCGUGAAGACGGGUGCGCAGUGGGCUGCGCAGGUGCGUGCUAUGUAUCCGAACUACGCUGGGAGUUACCCGCGGAUCCAGACGUACCAUGGCACGGCGGACACGUUCGUCAACUAUCCCAACCUGGCCGAGCAGCUCAAGGAGUGGUCGACCAUUCAUGGUGUCAGCUUCACUAGGAACACCACCAACACACCCAUCAACGGCUACACGCAGAUGGUCUACGGCGAUGGUACCAAGCUUGUCGGAGUCUCUGCACAGGGAGUUGGGCAUACUGUACCCGUCCAGAGAGACCAGGAUCUGAAGUGGUUUGGCUUGUAG